AUGAGCGCGGCGAUCAAAUUGGUCGCUGUUGAGCUUUUGGGUGGUCCGCUGAAAGCGAAAGUGAAAUAUAGGCGAAAUGAGAGGCGAGAGAAGUUGGAAGAUCAAAGAGGAAGUGAAGGAGCAGUAGAGAUGGACUACUGGAAGUGAGAAAAAGCGACUACACUAAACAGUGAGAGAGAUUUUGAGAGGUUACGGUAGCAUUGAUAAGAAAAAAGGCGACAAUUUGUAUAGCAUUUUUUAAGGCAAUUAAUGAAGCAGCGCAAAAAGCUCUUGUUUUUAACAGCAGCCUUUCAAUUCAACUACAAGUUGUCUGCAAUUCAAAAAACACUUCAAAUGGUAUCCCUGGCAUGUUUUCUUUUAAAAAACAAUCGUCUUUGGAUUUUGCGAUUCUUUCUUGCACCAAAUUUGGGAUUAUCAGUCUGUCGGAAAAAUAAUGAGUAGUCGCUGAAGUAAAAAGCAACUUGAUUUUGCGUCGAUACAAUCGAUUUCCUCGGCGGCGAUGCCAUUUUCAUGUGACAUUGUGCUCAUUAUUUUCCCGACAGACUGAUAGCUCUUUUGAUCUUUUCGAUUACUCAAAUCAACUCCCCUUAACUUGGCGUCAAUAAAAGCUAUGUAUUUUUCGGUUUUGAGCCCUCUUGGGGACAAUUGAGGCUAACCGUUUCAUUACUGUACCCGCUAAAUUUUGCAUACAACCCGUUUCCACUCAAAAGUCAUCAUUUUCCAAUUCCUCAAAUUCCUGAAAUACGUUUCAAUUACACGUCCACAGUUAGGAGAAGGUCAUAAUUUUCCGCUUUCUCGGAAUUGUUGUUUUGUAUUGCGUAUUUCCGCGUUGCAACAGAGAAGAAGAAAAAAAAGAAGGGAAGACGACAAGCGAAAGCGCGGGGGGAACCGCUUAAACCCGCUCCGGCCACGCCCGGCUAAAAAUGGGUGCGAGGUGGGGGGAGAAUAAUUACUAUAUAAAGCAAAGUCGGUUUGUUGGGGAAAGUCAAGUGUUGUCGGUUACCCGACGUCGCCUGUAACCUAUUUGAGUCAUCCGUUUUUUUAAGACUGACUAAAAACUUUACGCUGCGGUUGUGCUAUAAUAUUUUUGUGGAUUCUACUGGAACAACUCUAAAUUUUUUGAUUUUAGAAGAUGGAGGACAAACAGCGACAAGCGCAAGCCGAAGGGCUUCGUACUAUCGCCUUUGUGGGCGUUUGUCUGAGUACGGUCGCCACCUUGGCUUGUGUUAUUGCCGUCCCAAUGGUCUACAACCACGUCCAACAUGUGCAGUCGGUCAUGCAGAGCGAAAUCGACUUCUGCAAGGCGCGUUCAGGCAACAUCUUCAGAGAAGUGACUCGAGCUCAAGUAUGUUUUUCAUAGCCUACAAUUUUGAUGACAAUUUUUUGAUUUAACCAAAAUGCGUCUUCAGGUCCUCUCAAACGUCCAUCCUCGUCUGGCUCGUCAAGCUGGCUAUGAUGCCGCCGUCUCAUCAGGACCAGUAACCGCCAAGCCAGCUGCUGCUCCAACCGGAGGCUGCUGUGGUUGCGGCGUCUCUCCAGCUGGACCACCAGGCCCACCUGGACCAGACGGAAACCCAGGACAAGACGGAACUCCCGGUGCUCCAGGAAAGGAAGGCCCACCAGGCCCACCACCCCCACCAGCUCCAAAAUACGAGCCCUGUUUCGACUGUCCAGCUGGCCCAGCCGGUCCAGCCGGAACUCCCGGACCAAAGGGACCCAACGGAAACGCCGGCGCGCCAGGACAGCCAGGACAACCCGCCUCUCCAGGCCCAGCGGGACCCCCAGGCCCAGGCGGACCACCAGGAACCCCAGGAAACGAUGGAAAGCCAGGAGAGCCAGGCGCCCCAGGACAACUCAAGGAAGUUCCAGGCGCCCCAGGACCAGCCGGACCACCUGGCCCAGCUGGACCACCAGGAGAGACCGGACCAGGCGGCAACGACGGCCAACCCGGAGACGCCGGAACCCAAGGACCACCUGGAGACGCCGGAUCCGACGGAACCCCAGGACAGCCCGGAGGUCCCGGACAAAAGGGUCCUGACGGUGAGGCCGGACCAAAGGGCGGCUGUGAACACUGCCCACCUCCUCGUACUGCUCCAGGCUAUUAG
Messenger RNA from Bursaphelenchus xylophilus (pine wood nematode), 2105 nucleotides. Lineage: Eukaryota; Metazoa; Nematoda; Chromadorea; Rhabditida; Aphelenchoididae. The record is from the annotation of a GenBank genome assembly.